AUGGGGGUCAAGACGCUACCAGAUACAGAUCUCAGCAAAAAGAAUUCUUCUGAGAGCCCCAAUUGUGCCAAAAGCAUCUUGACCUCAGAUAGGCUCCAGGUGGUUGUGAUGCUUUCAGAGUUCUUUAAUGAGACGUGGGAAGCAGCCAACUGUGCAAAUUGCUUAAAGAACAACAGUGAGGGCUUAUCAAAUUCUACUGAAGAAUUCCUGGAUUUAUUCAAUAAAUCUCUGACAUGUUUUGAACAAAACCUGCAGGGAGAAACACUCGAUCUGUCGUCAAAUAACUACACAGAAGUGUGUAAAAACUGCAAUGCCACCUACAGAAUGUUGAAUGACCGGUACAACUACCUGCAGCGGCUGAACAGGCAAGGUGGCGAGUCGGGACACUCGGCACACUUGUGUAUCGACGUGGAAGAUGCAAUGAACAUCACUCGGAAGCUCUGGAGCAGGACUUUCAACUGCUCGGUUCCCUGCAGCGACACAGUCCCAGUGAUUGCAGUUUCAUCCUUUAUCCUGUUCUUGCCUGUUGUUUUUUACCUGAGCAGCUUCCUUCACUCCAAGCAGAAGAAGCGCAUACUGAUUCUGCCCAAGCGUAUCCAGUCAAAUGCCAGUCUUGUGAACAUCCAAGAAAAAUACAGCUGAGCUG
Molecule: messenger RNA, 646 nt
Organism: Tinamus guttatus (white-throated tinamou)
Lineage: Eukaryota; Metazoa; Chordata; Aves; Tinamiformes; Tinamidae
Source: RefSeq, a predicted model, not a curated record